Molecule: messenger RNA, 1872 nt
Organism: Botrytis byssoidea
Lineage: Eukaryota; Fungi; Ascomycota; Leotiomycetes; Helotiales; Sclerotiniaceae
Exons: 2
Coding region: 1-1872 (623 amino acids)
Source: RefSeq, a predicted model, not a curated record
AUGACCUCCAGUUCCUCGCAGGUCGUAGGACCUAAAUCAAGCCCGUGCUUCAAUUAUCAAGCACCAAUACCAAAUAAUACAGGAAGAAAGGAUGGAUACUUGAUCUUGCCAAACUUUAACACAUCUACUGGCCCAAUCAAUCAAAAAUUGGCUAUCAUAAAGAAUUCAGAAUGUCCAGAGCUACUCAAAGUAGCAGGGCACACAAGCAUCGCAGAAGAUGAAGCUGCUUAUUGCCAUGAGAUGUUUUAUAACCAGCCAUAUUACGUCGCAUCAGGACCCAAAGACAAAGAUCCUGUCUUUACUGCGCAAUUCUUCGGAGAGAGAGGUGUCAAGGAUAUUACACCCGCAUACGAAGCCAUGAAGGAGGCUCGCGAAAUAGCACACCGAAAGAGCACGGAUCCAAACUCCCGAGAAGAUAUAUCGGAAUUCGAGCAGCGAAUGAUUGGUGGCUCUAAGAAAAAGAUUCUUCAAAAGAGGUCAUAUGUCCAAGGCUUCACGGUAACACAGCAGAAGGACGCGAUCUGUGCCGCACAGUUAAACGCAGCGAUAAUCGAAAAUGUCGAGUUGACUGGAAGACUCAACCAGCUUGUCGCAAUAGCUGCUGGCAACCUGCUAGCGAAUUGUGCGCCAAAAGAAGUAUUAGAACGUCUUGCCAAGCAGGCAGAGUCUGCUGUUCCUAUUACAUUUGGGCAUGAAGAUAACAGAUUCUUCUCAACUGUCCAAUACAACUACUCCGGUACAGAGAUAGCAUCAUUAGAAAUGAGCCUUGGUAAUUUUGGCGCUCUGCAUAUCGAUGGAAAUGACGACUCAGCACUGUGGACGGUGCUAUUAGUAUUGUCAAAUAUACCCGAGAGCUACUGGCCUGGCCGGACAUUUGUAUCUUCACUUCGAUUAUAUGCGACGAUGGCACCGAUGACUGCAUUGGUAUUUAAGGCGGUUCAUCCCCAUAUUAGUUUGGGUCCAAUUCCCAUGGGCGAAUCUAAGCGUCUGCGGUAUGCAUACCUGCCAGGAAACACCCAUAUAAUGGAUCCCGUACUCUAUAAUCAAAGCAGGUUAGUGGCCGUGUGCUACCCUAAGGGAACAGUCAUGCGCGAAACUCCUGCCCUAAUCCGUCGCUCGACGCCAAAAAUCCUUCGAACGAUCAAAGGGGUUCGCAGCAGCUUACCGGAAGCACAUCCGAUAGCAAUUGCGGCUUUCGGAACGUUGAGGAAUCAGAUGGAGUUUUUGGCAAGAUUAGAAGCUCAUGAUAAGGUCAAGAUGAACCGCAUUAAUCCAUCUUUGAAGAUGCCCACGGCAGGCUUAUUUGUGCAGCUGUGGAGCUGGGAGGAGAAUGGUGUUACUAUGACACCGAGGAUUUCUCGAAUUCAGGCUGUUUUAGACGGUGAUGGAGACAUCAAAGAGUGGUAUAAGGGCUACUCGAAAAAGUGCGAUGCUAUUCUGUCGAUGAGGUGGUUUGAUGGCAAUAAAAAGACGGAAACUAAUUGGGUAUCUACCGAAAAUAUUGGGUCGACAUUUGCUCAUUUAGAUCCCCUCGCAUCAACUGCUGCUAAGCCUCUUGAAGAAUUCAGCAAGUGGGCCAGGAAAACUAAUAACCUUCCAGCAAUCAAGCGAAACUAUGGCAAACUUCCCUAUCUAUGCCCCAGCUGCGAACUGAGAUUUUCUACCAAACAAAGGGUCAAAAUUCAUCACGACCUUGCACACAUGAACACAUAUGAGUGGCAAAUGCCCCAGCCAUCAGUUGAUCCAGCCCAUCAAGAAAGGAAUAGCGAGUUUGAUGAAGAAGGAGAAGAACAACUCGCCGAGAAGGCUGGUCUAGAGGACGAGGAAUGUUCGGGAGAAGAGGGACCUGUUUCGAAAAAGAGAAAGAGUUGA